This is a messenger RNA of Orbicella faveolata, 12626 nucleotides long. RefSeq lists its product as uncharacterized. Gene Ontology annotation, molecular function: protein binding. The record is from RefSeq and is a predicted model, not a curated record. NCBI's taxonomy places the organism in Eukaryota, Metazoa, Cnidaria, Anthozoa, Scleractinia, Merulinidae.
GUGAGAAUUCAGUAGUCAAAAGUUUGCUUGCGAUUUUCAGCUGAGUCCUUAUAUAUUUCAGCGAAAUGGUGUCUUAGAUGUACAAUAGUUCAACGUUAUGAAGGUUGGGCAGUAGCUAUGGCGAUUUUCUUACCGAAAUGAAGUCAUGUUGAAGGCCACAAAUUUAGCUUUGUACAUCUUGGUCUCGAUCGACUCUUCGAGAUGGCUGACAAAUGCGAGAUUUGUUUCUCAGAAGAAGAAAUUAACUGUCAUGGAACCGUGAUCUUCUUUUCAAGAUGGGAAUUGUUUGCUCUGGACCAUCAAAGAACUUUAUUAAUUCAACAAUGAAUGGCGAAAAUGGCGCAUUUACAGAAGAUAUUGUCGUUCGUGUAUCGGAUGAGGGAUUCUGCCCGUCUAAACUCGUUCUACAUAAAGGACAGUGCAUCCUGUUUGAAUGGAAUUUAGAAAGACCAUCUUCAGGUGUCAACAUCAUUCAGGUGAGUGGUACAGAGCUGGAUCAUGUACCUGGUGGAUAUAACAGUGGCAGUCUAGCUUGCUCUGGUUCUUUUAAAGUGUGCUUGGGAAGGGAAGGCCAAUUUACCUUUUUGAGUGGAUCUUUUAGUGACAAGCUCAAGACUUUAAAAGUACAAGUGUUGGAGAAACCAGUCACUAAAAUCAAGGUAAAUCAUGGAAGAUUUGAGCAGCAGUUUUUUAGCAUUCAAGAAGGUGACACUGUCCAGUGGAGCUGUGAAAACAGAGUUGCUGAAACACCUUGUUAUCUGCAAGAAAUGGAGUAUUGUUUUAAGCACAGUGGAUUUAUUUCCAAGUCAAGGCUCGAAGUUAAAUCAGUCUGUGAAAGGACAUUCCAGAACACAGGAUUGUACUACUUUCACCUUGAAAACUAUGAUGCUGACUGGGCUGAUGAUGACGUAACUAGCUCUUUCUGUUUGGUGAAGGUUACACAAACAGACAGGGAGUUCCUAGUUCAUCCAUCUGAGGAAGGUCUGCAUCCCAAUUUGAUCUCAGCUAGAGUCCAAGAUAGAAUCUGGCUUGAGUGUUCGUCGAGCAGGAUUCAUGGCAGCAAAAUUGUGGAUGCAUAUAUUUAUAAAGAUUCCCUGGCCAGCCCUUUGGUUACAGCAAAACUGUCUGGCUCAUCAAGAAUUGCCGAGCUUGUGUGCCAUCAGUUUACUGAGCAAGGCCUAUAUCACUAUGUUUACAACAUGGCUGACCUCUCCCAGUUACGUGGGUGUGUUGUGGUACAACCCAAACCAAGGGAGCAUGUCAUCAAGAUAAUGGAUGGCCAAUUUACACCUGCUCUCAGGACAGUUUUUGAAGGAGAGAGAGUUUGGUGGACUCAACAACAUGAGCAAUCAUUUAUCCUGAAAGAGCUGGGCUGCUGCACACCUGCUAAAGGUUUGGCUGUAAGACGGAAAUCUUUCAGAUCUGGUUGUGGAUGUAAAAAAGUAAUGGACCUGGAGAGCAUUAUGAGUCAGUUGGGAGUGGCAACUCACAAGUUUCAUGAGAUAGGAGAGUUUACUUACUGUCUGGUGCUUCAGGGUAGCAGAGAUACAGUUUCCCAGUCUCAAUGCUGUUCUGUUGUGGUGGAGAGAACUGCAAAGCAUCGUACAAUCAAAGUUCAUGACCAGGGCUUCGCACCAAGAAUCUUGAAUGUACACCCUGGAGACUGGGUGUGGUGGCAAUGGGAAGGUACACAGAAACGUCAUAACAUAGUGCAGGUUUCCCAUCAGCACAUACCAAUCCCUGGUGGAUUUUACAGUGGAAAGCCCACUUGUUCAGCAAGUGCCUUUACAAAUGUGUUUACAGAGUUUGGUGUAUUUUAUUUUGCAAGCAAUGGCCUUCCCAAGGUCUUUGGUGCUGUGGUUGUAACCCCAGAGUCUCAGGUCCACAAAAUUCAUGUGGCUGUCCACGGAAUCCAGCUCGAUCCACUGGUGAUUUCAGCAAAUGACUGUGUGUCUUGGGUGUGGCUAGAUGAUGAGUCCUUUAGUAUACAAGAAAUAUUGGAGCCAGAUGGUGAUGUGGGGGAUACUGUGGUGCAUAACUCAGAAGAUGCUUAUAAGAGAUGUUAUUCUCAAAUACUUCCCAAGGCUGGAAUGUACAAUUUUUUAUGCACAGCAUACCAUAAAGAUAAAAGCGAGGUCCACAGCCAAGAAACUGAUUCCUUCAUCCACUCUGUACUGGUAGACCCAGUCUCCUACUCGUGCAUGGUGGGAGUUACCGCUGACGGAUUUAAGCCCUCCACUAUUACAGUAGCGCAGUCUCAGAGCAUUCUGUGGUCGUGGGAAAACCAAGGUGACGAAGAACAUAACAUCCUUCAUGUAAGACCGCCCCAAGAUCAACAGCCACUUGCUCGUGUUCGAGGUCUUUCUGCAUUUGAUAGUGGUCCCACGACAACCCGUAGCACAUUUUUUCACACGUUUGAUGUUCCUGGGAGAUAUUUCAUCACAUCACAAGGAACAGACGCACAGCUGUGUGUAGUUGAUGUCAUAGAAAAUGCUGCGUAUGUCUCACCUCCGAAAAUAUCUGUUGCUGAAGGAAACGGAGGUCAUGUCGAAUGCGGCUAUAGAGUGUUCUUAGAAUGUGCAACAGUGGAUGCUGAGAUAUUUUACACAACUGACGGAUCUUAUCCUGCUGACUGCAAUGCGGAGCUUUUGCAUUACAAGAAGAAGACAGGAAUUGUCCUGACUAAAGCAGGAUUCACUGUUAUCAGAGCUAUUGCCAAGAAAAACGGCUGGGUAACAAGCCCGGUUUACACUUCCAAACGGUUUUGGGUCGCUGAGGGCGACAAGUUUGGUCAAGAGGUAUCAGACGAUGAGGAAGACGAGGAAUACUUGGAAACUGGGUCUGAAGAAGUUGAUCUGAAAGAAGAGAUUUUCAAGUGGCACUGGUUGAGUUGCAGACCAAACAUCACCAUGGAGCUUGUGUGUGACAACACGUACAAUAUUGAUGUAACUCUUGGUAACGCCGCUGAUUUGACAUGGAUCAAAGGUUUUCAGCUUUUCAUGAACGGCACUCCGUAUGGAGGGUGGUUUAGCCCGCAUUGCCGAAGCCUGGUUGUCAGCGGUUUGAUUGGUGGAAAGGUCUAUCACGUGGUGCUUGUUGUGUUCGCUACCCAUGAUUCUUUCGAACCCCAGCUCUCUAACGAAGUGGUAAUCUCUUGCCCUUUACAAGCUUCAUCCGGGGGCCCACUCGUAUCUUUGGAGGCCGCUCCCUCACCCCAGUCCCUUGUGAUUGUAUGGCCAGCCUACGGUUAUCCCGCUGAAGUCACUGCUUAUUCUGUGUUUAUUAAUGGGCAGCCCUUUGGAGAACAGAUCAUACCGCAAGCUGACAGUGAUUACUGCAGAGUGCUGUUUGAGAGCAAUCUACAACACGACGUUUAUACACUGUGUUUGGCCUCUCAUUUAUCAGAAUCAGAUGUUCUGCUGUAUUCCAAUGAGGUUGAAUUCACACUACCAGUUCCAGAGGAAAUUCUUAGUGCCCUACAUAAACCCAAAGGUGACGAGGACUCCACAGGAGGCCAUGACCUUGAAGAUGGUGAUGUACCUGCAAGAGAGCUGCUGUUAAUUGCCGAGAGAGUAAUCCCGCAAUCAAGUGUUACUGAGCAGUCAGGAAUCGAAAAGCUUUCGUUAAAAUCAGUGGCCAGCAAACUGCAGACAAUUCCAGAAGACCAGCAAUUAGAUAUAAUGGUCGCUGAAGCUGAUGCAGAAAAUAUGGAGAACGUUCCUAGUACAGAAAAUGGUGAUACAGACGCUGAGCCACCAGAGCAGCAGACUGGUUUGCAAGAACAAACAGAUGCAAUUGUUGUAGAUGAGCAUAUUCCUGUUGUUGAGAAUGAAGUGGAUCUCCAAGAUACAUCACAUGAUGCUACAAUGCUGCAGGAUGAUGCUGAUAGCGAGCUUGUGUUUGAACUGGACGCAACCAUUUUUAGAGAUCGUGGUGAAAAUAUUCCUGUGAAAGAGGCAAAUCUUGGACCAUUAAAAGAAGAGACGGAAGCAGAAGAAAUAGAGACUCAACUGCUUGGUAGAGAUGCUGGUGAGGAAGGCUUGGGUGAACACUCUGAUUUAGAUAAAGAGAUUCUGGAUAAUGAGCGAAACGAUGACGGCAGUUUGGAUCAGCAAGAAAAUCAAGGGAAUGGAUCGAGCAAGGAAGUGCCAGACAAGAACGGGGUCACUUAUCAAGCAACAAAUGAAAAUGAUGAAACAGGAAUUGAAUCAAAGUUGGACAAUGAAGCAGAAACGUUUGGGACGGAGAGGAUUUCAGAGCAAAAUGACUCUGAUUUCUUGGAUCAUGUUGAAAAACAACACGAAGAGGGAAUAGCAAAGGAGGCAACUGUCACUCCAGCCGAACAUACUGACGGUAAUGGUCACGCACCAAGUCACGCAUCAUGUGACAAUGAUGCCGAAUACCAGGAAAGCAAGCACUCUUCAAAUUUUCAAGAACAUCAGGACAUUAAAACGCAUGACACUGACACAAGAAAAGAACAUGAUGAACAAGAAUAUGGUUAUUCUGAAGGCCUUGAGCAAGCUGCUGACACUGACAAUAGUCACGAGAGCCAACCAAGAGGCAAUGAUGUAGGUUUGGACACAAAUGACGAUGGACUGAAUAGUGAACUGAUUAGUAAAAGAAAUGCAAAAGAAAAUAAUUCUCCUGACAAAAACAACAGUGAUUCAGACGUACAAGAGGCUUCAAACCCAGGGAAUAAUGGUGGGGUUGAUGAUGAUACAUGUGCGGUAAAUGCGGAGAUCAGUGAAACAUGGCAAAAGGAAAGCGAAGAAAAUGCCAAGCUCAAUGUAAGAGCAACAGAUGCAGAAGAACCUAAAGAAUGCAGAGAAUACAAAGAAGAAUGCUACAACAUAGGUGAUGAUUCUGAAUUGAAGGUGGUGAAAGUGAAUCAGUUAGACGAGGAAGUUGAAAGAGGAUUAGAAAACGAUCAGCCGCUCGAAAAGAUCCUUACAGGAGCUGACGAACUGCUACAAGAGCCACCCAGCAAUAUUUCAAUGGUGGAAAACCAAGGCAUCUCACUGCCUAAAGAAGAAGACGAAGACGAGGAUCGAAACGUCAAAGGGUUCAGAGAGAACAGCACAAUUGAUGAGAAUGUCAAUGGCGGUGAGAACCAAUCAAUGGCCAAAGAGGAGCUAAGAUCUGAACAUUUCACGUCUGAUCAAGUACGUAGCACUGAUGAUGUCACCAAUGAGCCAAAACCAACUGCUAAAGGAGACAAACAGACGUGCAAUGAAGUGCCGAAAGAUACUUGGUCAGCGUCAAGCAACCUUGGAUCAGUGAAGAAUGAAGACGAUGAUAACAAAGAUGAAAUGGAAACAACAGAUAUGCCUACUUUUGAAGAAGCAGCCUUCGAGGGUGGUGUUUGGUCGUCACGUAGUAACGUAGAGGACAGUGACAGCUUACAACAAGUUGACAAGGAACAUGAAAUCUCUUAUAGGAAGAGAAAAGAUGAAAUACCUUGUGGAGGAGACAGUUUGCAAGGACUAGGCACCAGUCCUGAGGACCUCCCGCAGGAUGGAUCUGAACAGCUACCCAGACCCCUGUUAGUAAUCAAAGGGACCACGCCUACUACCGUAACUCUGGAAUGGGAGUGGUCACUGCUGCCCGAGCAAAUCGCUGGCGCUGACGUUCUGUAUUCAGUGUUGAUACUCGGUAGCAAGUUUCACAGCAAUAUUAAUAGCAGUCUGUGUUUCAGCUUUGAGGAAAGUCCAGCUAAGACGAUGUGGCCAAAACAAAAUACAACUUUGAAGCAACACUCAUGGCGCACCACCAACACUGUUAUAGAGAUAACCGGCUUGAAGCCUCGCCGUAGUUACAGACUAGCAGUUCUUGGUCAGUUGAUGCCUUGUGCUAAUGACUGCCUGUCGAGUGUUAUUUCCUUCACGAUGCCUGGGCCACCAAAACCGCCAUUAAUCCAUGUCACAGACCUCAAGGAUAGAGAGGUUACCUUGACUUGGAAACCGCCCGCCUCGUUUGGUGAGGCGACUAUAGUGGGAUAUCGACUACUGAAUGACAGAAAGGCAUUUCGGGAUGAUUUAGACUGCGAGACCCUUAGCCUGAGUUUAAAUGCUUUGGAGGAAGGAAAACAUUACAGCUUCAGUUUGUUAGCCCUUACUGGACACAGUGUGGGUGACAGCAAACCAUCCAAUACCGUCGUUGUAUACUGUCCGAUCCCUCCCACAUCACCACAAAUCUACCCCAGAGAAUCUACAACAGCGGGAUCUAUAUCAAUCGCCUGGAAACAUGAGGAGCCAGCGAGCGCUGAUAACACUACGCCGCAUGCGUACUACAGCUACAAUGUAUUCGUGGACGACACGCUCUAUGGGGAAUGCCUGCUGGCCGGUUUGACUGACAUAUUCGAGGAUGAGCACACUUACACUGUUCCAAACUGCGCGUUUGGCCGGAAGUACAGAGUGUGCGUUAAAUCAUAUUUGAAUCCUCGAGAGACUGACAGUGGCGUUGAUAGUACGGUGUAUGUGUGUGGUUGCUAUGGCACCAGCUCAAACGUUUUAGACCUGUACUGUGCAGGGCCGCCGUCUCCGCCCAAUAUUCGAAUUUCUGGGAUUGACCAAUCAGGGGUCACUUUGUCUUGGAACAGGUCACGUGAAUUCGGUGGAGUCACCUUAGCGGGUUACAUUCUUCACGUAAACGGCAAAUGGUCAGGAGAACUGCUCUCCCCGGAACAGCAGGAAACAAAGCUGACAGGUUUUAAUCCAGGAGAUGUUAUUCGCGUUCAGUUGGCUGCUGUGACUGGUGACCUUGGUGUUCCAAUAUCAGAUGUUGUUAACCAGGAGGGCAAUAAAUCGCGUUGUUUCCCUCCUUCAUACGAGCCACCCGACAGUGGAGUGGAAAGCAGCUCAAGCUUUCUGUCCAAGCGGUCAACCGAUUCAACCAAGCAGUUUUCCCGCUCAGUAGGGCCGCCGUUAGUGAUCCAGUUUUCCAACUUUGUGAAGAAAGUUUCUUCUUUUGAAGUGAUUAACGUAGGUUGUCGGUCUGCUCUGAUCACAUGGUCCUUAGAUGAUACCGCUGAUCGCUGUAUUGAGCCGGAAAUUCUUAGUCUAUCAUGUUGGAAAGCAACAGAACAGCGAGGGUCUGCUGUUAAACACAUUGUCAGAGAGAAACCUUUCAGAAUUAAAGACCUUGCACCCGGGAUUGAGUACUGUGUGGUACUAGAAUGCUUCGCAUCACACGUCAAUGACGACAAGUCCAGUGAACAGCCAAUCAACCGCACUCAAUCCCAGUCCACGUCAUUCAAGACAGGCCUUGCACCAGGCCCCCCGAGAAACAUUUAUGUUGUUUCUGCCACAGAGCAAAGCAUCAAGCUAGCAUGGGAGCCUCCUGAAGAACAUGGUGUAUCUGCCAUCAUGAUUCAACUUAACACUAGAAAAAAAGAUGAAAACGUCACUGACAAAGGUACAGAUGUUCAAGUAUCGCCUGGCACAAGCGUUUUCAAUUUUGAUUGUUUAGCUUCGAGGACGGAAUACAUAUUCACUCUAAAGGUUUUAACGGAAGAAGAAUUGUUAGAAAUGAGCGAGGUGAUAGCUGGUUCUAUUGCGCGUUUCUCUGCGUGGACAAACGGUGUUGAGCCUGCAGACAAAUUGAACUUAGAAUCGCGUACGCCGACUUCACUUGUCAUUACAUGGCAGCCCGCGGUGGCUUAUGGUAUGUCAACUGUUCAACACUAUGUCGUGCAUUAUGUUCAAAACAAACAGUUACGUAAGCGGUCACGUGGUAGAGUGGGGCCGGUAAAGGAGGCUGGGAAGGAACUGAUUGUUGAACCGGAGCGAUGUUAUGCAGAGCUGUGUGGAUUGGAACCUGGUAUUGUAUACAGAAUCAUUUUGCAAACUGUUGAAGGGCUGACAGACUACUCGUAUGACGAGGAUUUUGAGAGCGAGGACAGCGACACGAAUUCAACAAUCAGCAGUGUUCCAAGUGAAAAACCGCCUGAAGUCCGACAAAUGCACCUCUCAGGACCCCUGUUAGUUUGUACUGCUGUACCGCCUGAGCCACCAGUUCUGCUGGUCAGAGGAUUCACCGCUACGCAGAUUGAACUGUCAUGGAAUCGACCGCUGGUUCUUGAGCCCGUCGUGGUUUCGCUGAGCACUGUUGGUGAAGACCCCGCGCGUGGCCGCAUUCGUCAUUUGAAAGGUUUUCGCGUGGAGGUGAAUGGACGUGUGUACGCAAGAUUGGCUGCCAGCAAAACUGACAUCACGCUAAAGAAAUGCAAGUCUGGUAUGAAAUACACUUGCGUAGUUGUAGUAAUGACCUGUCCAGAGAAAUCAGACGGCCAUCAAAGAAAGAGCGAAACUUUGGAUGCGUUUGUGAGCGACACGGACACCGAUGAAGACAGCAACCCGCUGUCAGACUGUUUUGAAGAGUCGGCCUCAGAUCCCGUCGAAGUGACCUUACCGCGUCAGGACUGGGGUGUAUCUUUGAGCGUGAAUUACUGUGAAAACAAACCCGCAGGCUCGUUGGGGGACAGCCCGUGUAGUGAGAGUGGCGAGGAGGAGGGUGGAUUGGAAGUUCGGUGGAAGAUGACUGAACUGGCGGAUGAUGUGAGUGGAUACAGACUGGUUUGGUACAACAGCAAACAGCAGGACAGGAGCGAAGUGUUUUUAUCUGGCGAUGCAAGUGGGUACGAAAUAUGGUCUGUGUCAUUCAGUGCUUUGUACACUUUUUAUCUGGAAAUACUUGACAUGAGAGAAGAAGCUGUAACAGUGUUUGGACCAGUCCAUUGCCAGACCCCGGGCCCUCCGUCUUCUCCGUGGAUCUGGUGCCGAACUAUGUCUUCAUAUCAGAUCACUAUUGAGUGGAAUGAGCCUGUUACAUACGGGAAUGUCACCAUCCGGGGUUACCAGGUUUAUCUCAAUGAACGUCGUUUAGAGAAAAUAAUAGACCGCAGACAAAGAAGAGUCAACAUUCACUGCCAAUCAUCCAGUGUGUACCGAAUAUACGUUGUGGCGCUGGGUUCAGAUCCCCAGCAUGGCGAUUCCCCCCCGUCUAAUUUACUGACGUUGUACACACCAGUGGUCCAAGACAGCACCAUGGGACGAAGACCGUCCGGGGGGAUCAUACGACCUCCUUUUGAUGUCACCGUGAAUGUGCUAUCAACUUCAAAUACCAGCAUCUCAAUUGAAUGGACCCAUCCGGCAGAAAUAGUAGAUACCGCUGACCAUUACCUCAUCAAACGGAGCUCAGUUCUCCGACCUCAGGUCCAAGAACUAACAUUACCAUUGAUCCAGACCUGUCACGUGAUUGAUGACUGUUCACCUGGCACUAGUCACUUUGUGGUAGUUGCAGCCGUUAAUGCGGCUGGGGGUCUGGUCGCCAGGUCACAACAGUAUACGGUACAGACAUCUGCACCAGUUACACAGCCUGCCUUGCAGCUCAGGGCCUGCCUUCAAUCUGGUAUAACGAUUGAAUGGCGGAAACCAACGACGUUUGGCGAUGCUGGGAUUGAUUACUACCAGCUUAUGGUGAAUGGCGAAGCAGAGACAGAGCUGGAUGUCGAGUGUAAUCACUACAAGUUAACAGACUGUCAGCCUUGCGAGCAGUACACGUUUCUCCUCAAAGCCUUCAGCACCAAAGUUGCGUGCGAUAGCGACUGGUCUGAUCCAUUAGUCGUCACGUGUCCUGGUGCAGAGAAACCGCUGAUCACCAGGAUCCCGUCUCAGCAAGUCAACUGUAUCAGAGUUGGAUGGAAAACACCAUUGCUUAAGGGUGGAGCAAAGGUGGACAGUUACAAGGUCUAUUAUCAAGAAGACAAAGGUAACAUGGUAACAAGUCAAGAUAUUAUAACCGAUGCUCAAUCGAUACAGCAUGGUCUAUUGCCAUCAAACAUUGAAGAGGACAAACUUAUGAACGUCUCUCCCGACUCGUAUUAUUGGGUCGUGCUACAAGUGGAGCUAACGCCAGUAGGCUGCAAGUCCGUUAACUCUGAGCCAAUCAGAACACGUGCUGCUGUGUCACCUGACCCACCUGUGAUCAGUUUGGAAGUCGAGGGCUUGGACGAGAGAAAAAGACUGGAGGAGAGGAUAUGCGAGCUGUCAAACAAGAGAGACAGACUUCACAGAAUUCUUCAUUUAUUGGAGAACAGCGUUGUUGUUAAAGGAUCAAAGCAAAAAGAUCUUCAGAUUGCUAAGGCUACAGACACAAUAUUGGAAAUUGACUCGGAUCUGGCCGAUGCUCUUGAAGAUAUCAAAGAGUACACAGGCUCUAUUUCAACUCUUAUAAGGUGGUCAAGACCACGCGACGAUGGAGACGCGGUGGUGAGCGGUUACCAAGUAUUUGUUGAUGGCAUUCGAUGCGGGAAGAUUCUCUCACGGUGGACUCUGGAAACUCGUGUGAAGCUUUCCGUUGCUGGUCACGUGAUUGCUGUUCAAACUCUCAGCGAUCACCCAGUUGGGUCCAGUCCUCUCUCAAAUGCAAUCGAACUGUCUGGCCAUGGAUUUCUACCUUUCGUGCUGUUUUGUUACUUUGAUGUACACAAGCGAAAUGAAAGUUGGCCCAACUCUGGAUGUUGUAGCUGGGAUGAUUCCCAUGCUUAUGAGCUUAAACAUAGAAUCCGGACUUCCGGUCGAGUGUUCAUACCUCGAGGAAUCCUGGUUCAUAGAAUUCCCUGCCCUGUGUUGAGUGUAAUGGACGUGUUCAGUGCUCAGUGGCGGCCUCUGACUCCUGUCGGCAUCAACAAAAUGGUGGCCUUACUUUUCUGGACCAAGUGGUGUUAUUCGUCACUGGAGGUUAUGGAACAUUUCCUGCAGUUUGCUGAAGAAUUCAGGGACAAGUUUGCGUUUGUCACUUGCUGUGUGCGGAGUGAAGAACCAGUCCCCUCCCAUCGCCAGUCCCUGGCCAAUAUUCUGACCGAGCGAGGCUGGCGUAAAACCAACGACUCCGUCACGCAUACGUGUGGCUGCUAUUCGCAAAGUCAGCGGACUCGCUCGAUAAGGCGUAGCUUGAUUAGUGACCCGGAUGUAUGCCAGCUGUUUGGUCUGGUUGGAGCACCGACACUUAUUUUACUUGACAGUUCAGGUUACAUAUCAUGGCAAGGCCGGUGCUGUUGUCAAAAUGCCUCAAGUUUUCGUACUUUUCUGCUGCACAACUUCUCUCAAGUGAGUGGAUCUCCUUGCCCUGUUCCUAGCUGCACAGACUGUGAUCUCGACAAAGAAGACGAUGAAGAGCCCAGCACUUCAGAAAUUGACGAAAGCGUUGAAAACUCGUCAAGCCAACAUCGCCGAGAAUCACUCGAGUUAAGCUCUUUGCGCCAAAGACUUCAUGGAGCUAAACCGGACGACAAACAUUUUGCAUCACGUAGAUCUUUUGCGCCUCAAGGUUUGAAGAAAGAACUGACAAGACCUAAAACUACUACAGCUGCUACUCGUUAUACAAAGCCUCCCGUCUACAACAGGACCAGCGGGCUUAAUGAACCUUUCAGAACUUAUUCUCGCUCUUUUAGCGCGCACGGUGCUAUUCAGCCCAGACGUCCAGGCACGACACGGCCUGGGUCUGUUUCAGUGCGGACGCACACGCGCGCACCACAGGCUAGUACCGAAUUGUCUUCCGGUGAUUUUUCGCUCCCGGUUGUGACACGGCAAAGAGGUAAAAGAACUCAUCCGGUUGAGCAUGGCUCGGCACCAAGAAUCAAAACAAAAAUAUCAGUCGAAGAUAUUAAUCUUUUGCAGAAAUAGAGAAAACAUAACUUAAAGAUUGCGUGUCGGUCAGGACAGCUUUACUGAUGUAUUUAAAUAAUAUGAGACAAGACAAAAUCAAAAGUACUUCUCUGUGAGACGCUGAGCUUAGAAAAUAUUUAAAUGAGAUAUAUAUUAUUUUAUCGUGAAUGAGCAGGUAGCCAAAGUAUUUUGAUCGGGGUGGGGUGGGUGGGAAAACUUACUCUUAGAUUGGGAAUCACAGCCACGUACAUACAAGAACAGCCAACAAAAUAGUCAUUUUGUUCCUAAAAAUACCAUAGCUGGAAAACAUAAGGUACCUAUAUCAGAGCUUAGCUCUCAUUUAAUUACGUGUUUAUAAGAAACAUUAUAAAGUACAUCUAUUUUCGUCCAAGCGACGUUAAAAAGACACUGUAAAUAGUUCUUACGUAUACUCGAUAGGUUUUGUACACAAAUAUUGAUGUAAUUUAUUACUACGUCGUUAAAGGAAAUUGUUUUGCUCUCCCUACAUUGGCUCUGUCGGUGCCAACGAUGAUCUGUAGGUCAUUUCUGCUCAAAACUUGGACUUACAGCUACUCCCCUAAGAAAUGUCUCAUCGGUGCCUGAAGAGCUCAUGAAACAAGGAGUGUGUUAAGAUAGGUGCUAAGAGCGCAUGUAUUAGAAUAGAGUUUACUACGUGUAAAUAUUGAACUGCAUCUAGGGUAAAAUACAUUUCAAAAUUUCGCACUACCGUAAUUUUGGAAGAUUCCGGUAAGACUACUAGGGAAUCAAUAUACUCUCCUCUGGAAAAAGCCCAUUUCUGUCCACUUCCGCUUUCUCCUUUAUUGUUUCUUCGUACGUGUAUUUAGUCACUGUCGACACACUGUAUUCCCAUGCAUUAAAGACUGUUAGUAGUCAUGGCCUAUAAAAACUUGAUCUUUCCCAAAUUUGACUAUGAAUAAAGUUAACCUUGUGGAUUUGCAA